AUGGAUUGUGUGAAAUCUGGAGGGAAUAAAUUCCUAAUGGAGGAUCUUGUCAUAGAAGCUUAUCACCGCCAUGCUGCCAUCAAGAUGCCAUUUGGGUUCGAAAAUAUCGAUCAUGUCAUUCCCUUUAAAUACUCUUCUGGUUAUGGCGUCAUAUCAAUUCAAAACAAGAAUGCAAAACAAUCAACCUAUAAAUCGGCAGACAAUUUCCUAUUAAUAAAUCCAGUAAGUGUUUUUGGUAAAUCGCACGAAGAUUAUAAGAUUCUAGGUAUCUAUACCGAUUUUCAAAAGGGAGAAACCCCAGAAAAAGCAACAUCAGAACUGAUAAGCGUAGAUUUUAUAUAUACACGAUCAAAAUUUCCUGGAGAAGAAGCAAAAAUUAUGUAUAUUCGAGGCGUUGAAGCGUUUGAAUUUGAUGAUGAAAUUAAUGAACGACUAUCUAAAGUACUUUAUGCACGCCCUUGGCCAUUAGAUAGAUAUUGGAGCACCUUUGGUGAGAAUGAAUUGGAUGGGGAAAAUGCAAUAAGAUCUUUUUUACCUAUUAUAUUUGAACAGGAAGAGGGUCAGUCUUUGAUUGAUAAAUGGGAGAUGUGCCAUGAUUAG
Rhizophagus irregularis DAOM 181602=DAOM 197198 is the source of this 600-nucleotide messenger RNA. RefSeq lists its product as uncharacterized. Lineage: Eukaryota; Fungi; Glomeromycota; Glomeromycetes; Glomerales; Glomeraceae. The record is from RefSeq and is a predicted model, not a curated record.